Molecule: messenger RNA, 564 nt
Organism: Zymoseptoria tritici IPO323
Lineage: Eukaryota; Fungi; Ascomycota; Dothideomycetes; Mycosphaerellales; Mycosphaerellaceae
Exons: 1
Coding region: 1-564 (187 amino acids)
Source: RefSeq, a predicted model, not a curated record
AUGCCCGGCGGAGGACGUUUCAAACUCGGCCCAGGAGCCAUAGCCGGCAUCGUAAUCGUGGUCCUCUUCCUCUUCCUCCUCUGCAUCGUCGUCGCCUGCUGCUGUUCCUCCCGCGGCCGCUUCCGCCGCUCCGGCCGCCGCCACUUCCAAAACAAACCCCACCACCUCCCACCACCCGCUCAAAUGCAAUCCCGCCACGACCACCACCGACGCUCCCGCAGCACCCGGCCCCGCAUCGAAACCUCCCGCGCCGUCCCCGACAUGCCCCACAUCGACUCCCCGUCUAUCGCCGAGUCGCCACGGGAUCACCACCACCGCGAUGCGCCAUACCGAUCGGACAGCCAUGCUUCGAGGGGUGCUAGAGUCGGGAAUACCUACGAGUCGGAUGUUUCGGUCGUUGUACCGAGUCGGGAGAAUACGACGAGACCGCAGGCUGCGGUUGUGAGGAAUGCACCGCCGCCGCCGGUGUAUGGGGAUGUGGGGACGUAUCGGUCGAGUAAGGGGGUGGCGAGGAGUGUGAAGGGGAAGUAUGUGCCGAGGAGGUCGAGGACUACGAGGGAUUGA